Molecule: messenger RNA, 561 nt
Organism: Protopolystoma xenopodis
Lineage: Eukaryota; Metazoa; Platyhelminthes; Monogenea; Polystomatidea; Polystomatidae
Source: the annotation of a GenBank genome assembly
AUGUCAGACAAUGUGUCUAGUUUAGAGUGGAAUACAAUUUCUCAACCUAGUGAGCUGGAAACCCGUGCACCGACAUCUGAGGCCAAUCAUACCUUUCAUGCUCUUAAUCCGAAACACAAGGAUACUUCCUACAUGUCUGGUCAUACAGCUUACCCUAAACCUUUAAAUCCCGCCCGAAAAUCAUUUCCAUAUCUUCAUAGACUUUCGUUGCUCAGGCCCGUUGUCUCAUUACAUGAUCAAAUUUCAGUCUACCCAACAGAGAACAGAUCUUUGGCAUCAACCAGCUUCCUUCCUGUCUUCGACUUGCCGAACAUUAAGUCUUGUGAUGCGGUUAAACGAAUUAAUGCAACAAAGAGCAGUAAUAAUUUGGAUCCUGAGGAGAACCUACUAGGCGCAAAAGUUGGGGCUGAAAAUAAUUCAACUGGCAUGGAUACAAGUCCCUUUGUGUUGCAACUUUCUGAAUCAAAUUUAAAGGAAAAUAGCUAUAUUGGAGUUACCAAAUUAAAUAAUGCUCCAGAAUGUCUUGAUAUUAUUGAUUUGGAUAAAUUCCAAAAAUUUUAA